AUGAAGCUUGGAUUUCGAAGAAUUCUAGCGCAGCAAAAAACAAUUGUCAAGAGAAAUUUGUCAAUUGUGCCGAUUGAAGAUCAUCUUUUCGGAGUUUCGGAAGAGCAGUCGGCGAUUCGGGAGAAUUUUCGGAACUUCUUCGAAAGCGAACUUACCCAACAAAGAUGUCGUGAAAUCGAUGAAACGGAUUCCUUCCCCGAGUACCGCGAAUUCUGGCGAAAAUGCGGCGAGCAAGGCGUCUUGGGAACCCUUUCUGCGGAAGAAUUCGGCGGAACUGGAAUGGGUCUUUUCGAAACAUCCCUUAUGCUCGAGGAGUUGUCGCGCAUAUCGGGCGGCGUCUACAUGGGAAUCUUUGCGCACACAUGUCUCUCCUCCUAUGUCAUCGAAAAAAACGGUUCUCCGGAGCAGAAAGCCAAGUUUUUGCCUGGAUUGGUUUCUGGUCAGACUAUUGGUGCCCUGGCCAUGUCUGAGCCCGGAUCUGGCUCCGAUGUGAUGUCCAUGCGAUGCCAAGCGGUUAAACAGCCAGGAACAGACUACUACAUCGUGAACGGCACGAAAUUCUGGAUCACAAACGGUCCUAUUUGCGACACACUCGUCCUCUACGCUCGAACAGAUCCAAGUUCCAAAGGCAGCAAGAGUAUCACCGCCUUUGCGAUCGACGUCCGCGACUUGGAAGGCUUCACAGCGACUGCGAUUCCUGGCAAAAUGGGCGUCAGAGGCAGCUACACGGGAGAGCUCCAUUUCGACAAUGUCAAAAUCCCCGCUUCUUCCGUCCUGGGCGCUGAAGGACGAGGAGCAGCGGUACUGAUGAAGGGCUUGAAUGUCGAGCGACUGACUGGAGCUGCUGGAGCGGUCGGAUACAUGCAAGCUGCUUGCGAUUGCGCGUUUCCUUACGCGCAUGAGAGGAAGCAAUUUGGAGUGCCGAUUGGGGAGUUUCAGAUGAUGCAGAGUAAAAUGGCGGAAAUGUACGCUCAGCUGAGCGCAACUCGAGCAUACUUGUAUGCCCUACUGAAGGCGGCUGAUAGGGAUCAAAGAACGCUGACAAAUCACGAUUGUGCUGCUGUUCUAAUGUACGGCGCCGAACAAGCAACAAAAGUCGCCCUAGAAGCUAUCCAAAUCCUCGGUGGCAAUGGCUACACAAACGCAUAUCCUUCUGAGCGAAUCAUGCGAGACUGCAAAAUCGGAGAAAUCGGCGCUGGAACGACGGAAGUUCGAAAACUCAUUCUCGGUCGCCAUUUUAACGCUUUGUACAAAAAUAACUAA
Oikopleura dioica is the source of this 1263-nucleotide messenger RNA. Lineage: Eukaryota; Metazoa; Chordata; Appendicularia; Copelata; Oikopleuridae. The record is from the annotation of a GenBank genome assembly.